Carassius gibelio (silver crucian carp) is the source of this 942-nucleotide messenger RNA. Its product is annotated as mesoderm posterior protein 2-like. The coding region runs from base 1 to 750 and encodes 249 amino acids. Gene Ontology annotation, cellular component: nucleus. Gene Ontology annotation, biological process: somite rostral/caudal axis specification; heart morphogenesis; regulation of transcription by RNA polymerase II. The record is from RefSeq and is a predicted model, not a curated record. NCBI's taxonomy places the organism in Eukaryota, Metazoa, Chordata, Actinopteri, Cypriniformes, Cyprinidae. Gene Ontology annotation, molecular function: protein dimerization activity; RNA polymerase II cis-regulatory region sequence-specific DNA binding; DNA-binding transcription factor activity, RNA polymerase II-specific. The transcript has 2 exons.
AUGGAAAGCUUAAGCCACAGCCAGCAGAACCAGUGGAGCUGUUCAAGCUCAGAGUCCGAGUUUUACAGCGUUUCCUCUCCAGACACUGUCUCACCGGAUCCCUCCAUGUACCGGGGCAUCGCCCCAUCCCACCGGGUGCAGCUUGCAUGCUCAAAACCAGUCAAACCUGCAGGUGUCGUCAAGAAUAAACGCAGAUUAAGGCUGAAGAACCCAAGCGAGCAACGACAGAAUGCCAGUGAGAAGGAGAAGCUGAGGAUGAGGGAUCUGACCAAAGCUCUCCACCAUCUCAGGACCUACCUGCCUCCAUCCGUGGCUCCCGUAGGCCAAACCCUGACCAAGAUCGAGACGCUCCGGCUCACCAUAAGCUACAUCUCAUUCCUGUCUUCUCAGCUGGGUCUCGGUGAAGAGGAGCUGAACCACAGGAAGAACAGGAACUCCAGCAGCUGCUCCUGUUCUCCAGAGAUUGUUGGUUAUUUUCAGUAUAUGGCUGGAGAUUGGGUUGAGCAAGGACAUGGUCACAGUGACUUUGAUGGACAGUAUGAGGGUUGCUCUGGUCAUGCAGAGCACUGUGAUGAGGUCAACAUGGAUCAGUGUGCUGGUUCCUCACAGCAGCAUUCAACAGAGCAAAACUUCUCUGCACAUGUAGACGGCUUCCUCCAGUCACAACAGUGUGCUCAAACAUCACAGACAUACCAGGUUUAUGGCAGAAACUUUGGCUAUCAUCUUGUUCCUCAAGCUUACUGGAGCUGAAUCAAACACCCAAUGCAAGACUGGUGCCUACUACUGUAGUGUGUACAGUAAAUGGAUAUUGUUGUUUGGCUUGUGAAAGCAAUAAAUGUGAAUCAAAGUUAAUCCUGUUAUUCUUAUAAUUUAAGAUAUAAGUGUUAUCCUUGUCCAUCCUAUGUAAAUACAAAACUAUAUUUGAUACGUAUUUAUAAUAAA